CCAGGAGCUGCUCACUGACCGAAGAAGAAUAUCCCGGAAGUAGGUGGAUGCAGGCGCUAGUUGGAUAGCUACUUCACUUCAAAAUACGGAUUAAAAUAUGUCCAUAUGCCAUUUCUGAUACGGUUGUGAUUGGCAUAGACAUUAUGUAAAAAAACAUUAUGUAACUGUAACGAGCUAGACGCGAGGAGGCACAAAACAACUUUUGGUAAUUUAGCUUGUUUAGCUAACAAGUUAGCUGUCAAAUAGUUUCCACGACAACUGUUCCGACCCCCCGUUCUGAGGUGACAGUUUGUUUCUCCAAACCACAAAAGUCUACAGAAGAACUGUUGGGUCGAUUCACAAUGGAUGAGGACGGUGAUGGCAGAUCCAGCCUGUCUAACUCCUGUCCCACUCGACCUAAACCCACACAGUCACCAGUUCCUGUCAGGAACCACAGGAACCAGAGAACACUGCAGGGCCCCAAGCUGCUAGAAGUUGACUGGGAUUCUCUUUUUAGAGAGAGACAACCUCCAUCAGGAGCAGCUAAACAACACCUGGAGAAUCAGCAGAAACCCAAGACAUUUCACGCCUGUCCAGUGUGUGGAAGACACUGCCAAAAGUUAUCCAUCCUGCAGAUCCACAUGAGAAUCCACACGGGAGAGAAGCCGUACCCCUGCCCCGACUGUGGCAAGAAGUUCGCUCACCUGGGAGCCAUGAGACGACACCACCUCACACACACGGGAGAGAAGCCUUACUCUUGCUCUGUGUGUGGGAAGAGUUUCACCCAAUCAGGACAUCUGAAAGAGCACCAACAGUCUCACUCCGGAGAGAAGCACCACUGUCUGAUCUGUCUGAAACAGUAUAUCAGAGCAGAAGAUCUGAAGAUUCACCACAGAGUUCACACGGGAGAAAGGCCCUACCGCUGUGCAGAGUGUGGCAAGAGCUACAUCAGGUCAAAGAAUCUCCGGGCUCACAAGCUGACUCACCAGAGGACAGGAGGUGCUGGUAAAAGUGACAGGGAGAUGGCAGCUACUAUCCAGGUGAAAGUGAAGGAGGAGGAAGAAGAGGAAGAGGUUGGUGGUUUCAUCAAUGCCGAAGGAGAGGAGGAAGAGGAGGUUGGUGGUUUCAUCAAUGCUGAAGGAGAGGAAGUUGGCUGGAGUUUCCCUGAUCUCAGUGAAAGUCCUGUCCAUGACUCUGGUAGUGAAGGAGGAAGUCCCCCUACAUCACACACCAACAAGGAUCCUGGUCACCAAUCCAGCACCAAAGCUAUAGAGUCCCAGGGUCCUGAUCCAAGACAUGAGGAGGACAUCACUCAAACACCUGGGAUGAACAUUCAUAUUGUAGAAGAGGGGAAGGAGGAAGUGAAAGAGGAGGAUGAAGUUGGUGGUUUCAUCAAUUCUGAAGGAGAAGAAUUUGACUGGGGUUCUGUUCAACAUAGAGAGAGCCCUAACUGUGGCUUAGACAGCAAAGCGAGUCCCGCCAUAUCAGAACAUCCUGAACACCAGGAGAGUCACAAAACGAAGACGUCUCACUGCUGCUCGGUGUGUGGCAGAGAGUGCUACAAACUCUCGGUACUACAGAUCCACAUGAGAAUCCACACGGGAGAGAAGCCAUACCCCUGCCCCGACUGUGGCAAGAAGUUCGCUCACCUGGGAGCCAUGAGACGACACCUCCUCACACACACGGGAGAGAAGCCCUACUCCUGCUCUGUGUGUGGGAAGAGUUUCACCCAAUCAGGGCAUCUGAGGGAGCACCAGCAGUCUCACAGUGGAGAGAAGCCUCACCUGUGUCUGGUCUGUGGGAGAGGGUUCUCUAGAGCGUCAGACCUCCGGAUCCACCACAGAGUUCACACAGGGGAGAGGCCGUACAGCUGUGACUACUGUGGGAAGAGAUACGGCCGCUGUCAGAAGCUACGGGCUCACCAACGGACACACCACAUUGACAGGAUGCACGCUGAUACUGGAGAGGAGACGGAGUGAAUGACCACGAGGCUUUGAACAUAAGACGUGAUAAGCUUAGUAUUCCUAUAGGUGAUGUUAGCCGGCUGGACAACAACGAUGAUACACGUUGAUCGGCAUCAGACAGGAGAACAAUACACUCCAUUGGAAUAGACAUGAUUCUAGAAUCCACCUAAAUGAUUGACAGAAUUCUGAUGCAGGACACGGGCUGCUGGGGAGGGGACAGACGCUGGGUGAAGUUCCCCUGCCUGAAUCCUAACCUUAACCAUUAGUGGGGGAGAUGCAAAACUGACCAGCGUCUAGGGGCAACUUCACCCUACUCUGUUUGGGGGAAAGAAUGGGGAGGCUUUAUCAGUAAGUGUUGACAGUAGAACUAUGGGUGUUUGUUAGUAGGGUGGACAAACACAACUAUUAACCUUGUGAUGAAGAACGAGAGGCUCGGUUAGAACAAUUACAAUGGAUGUGGUUCUACAUUCCACUUGAAGAAAGCACCCAGUUCUGAUGGAGAGAUGAAAUAAUCAGUGCUGUCCAGUUUGUUAUUGAACUUGAACCAGAGAAAGUGAACCCCAAAAGAUGGCCGCUAGACGGUGUUCUAAAUUGGAAUCGUGGAAUGCUUGUUCUCUGUCCUCCACAUCCUGUGUGAGGAACCCAGUUGAAAUAAUUGUUUAAAAAAAUAAUAAUAAUGUUGAUGUAAUAAUUGUGUUCUAUAUUGGAUAACAUCCCAAAUAAUGUUCAGUCACAGGACAUUUUGAUCACAGAGAGAGAGAGAGCUGUGGCUCCGUCCAUGCUGUCAUUCAGUUCAUUACGCCGCUAUAAGAUAGUAAACAAAGGUGUGUCAUGGUGAUUUGAAUAAAUAGGUUACAAAAACCUACCUAACUUUUUAAUCUAUUUAAAAAAUAAAAAAGUUUCUGUUUUCUGUA
Oncorhynchus nerka (sockeye salmon) is the source of this 2857-nucleotide messenger RNA. Its product is annotated as zinc finger protein 391-like. The transcript has 7 exons. The record is from RefSeq and is a predicted model, not a curated record. The coding region runs from base 342 to 1958 and encodes 538 amino acids. Gene Ontology annotation, molecular function: DNA-binding transcription factor activity, RNA polymerase II-specific; RNA polymerase II cis-regulatory region sequence-specific DNA binding. Gene Ontology annotation, biological process: regulation of transcription by RNA polymerase II. NCBI's taxonomy places the organism in Eukaryota, Metazoa, Chordata, Actinopteri, Salmoniformes, Salmonidae. Gene Ontology annotation, cellular component: nucleus.